Molecule: messenger RNA, 453 nt
Organism: Acytostelium subglobosum LB1
Lineage: Eukaryota; Evosea; Eumycetozoa; Acytosteliales; Acytosteliaceae
Exons: 3
Coding region: 1-453 (150 amino acids)
Source: RefSeq, a predicted model, not a curated record
AUGGAUGCGCUGUCAAAGAGAAUUAUAAAGGAGACACAAAAGUUGAUGAGUGAGCCUGCACCAGGAAUCAGUGCUACACCCAACAGUGACAAUCUUCGCUACUUCAACGUCGUUAUCACAGGACCUGCUGACUCUCCCUUCCAAGGCGGUAUCUUUCAUUUGGAACUGUUCUUGACUGAUGAUUAUCCAAUGUCUGCACCAAAGGUUAGAUUCUUGACGAAGAUAUAUCAUCCCAACAUUGACAAGCUCGGAAGAAUAUGUUUAGAUAUAUUGAAGGACAAGUGGAGUCCAGCUCUUCAAAUCCGUACAGUGCUGCUGUCUAUUCAAGCUCUGUUGUCUGCUCCAAACCCUGAUGAUCCUUUGGCAAAUGAUGUUGCCGAUCAUUGGAAAUCCAAUGAGAAGGAUGCAAUCCAGAAGGCUAGAGAGUGGACGAAUGUGUAUGCUGUACAAUAG